CCUCGAUUCUCGUGAGUAUGACCUUCUUACCAUCUGACUCUCUUCGACGAGCAUUAUCUAUUUGACUUAUUCUUUCUCUCCCUUGACCUCUCGCACUCUCGACGCUCCUUGACAAGAAUGAACUGAGGAACCCUAAGUCACAAUACGACCAGAGACCUUCUCCUUAAACAUCACAUUUGAAGACAUCACGGAACUCACGUGCCCUUUACUCAACUUCCUUUCCAGCUAUUAUCGAGACAUUCAGCUCUUCAAGGAUUCCCGCCAACAUAUUCAUGACCCGUAGUGAUCACAGCUCAGAUAGCAGCGAGCGCUCACCGCUCAUUCGAGACGGCAAACUUUCGACUCAAAAUGACGACAUUCCAGAACAACCACUUGGAGAGCAGAGGCGGCAUUCGGAGGAGCCACGCCUUCCAGAGGAUGGCCUCCUUUCGGAUGAGCGACCAAUGUCAGAGGCUAUUGACUAUGAAGAAUCGAUAGUCGAAUCCAAAGAUGUCUUGUACCUUGCCUUUCUCACGGUUUGUAUUGGAGGCCUUCAGAUCGUUUGGUCCGUCGAACUCUCCAAUGGGUCACCGUAUCUGCUCUCUUUGGGGAUGAGCAAAGCAUUGCUGGCGUUUGUUUGGCUUGCAGGUCCCUUGACCGGUGUACUGGUUCAGCCAUAUGUCGGGAUUCUGAGCGAUCGAUGCCGAGUCUCAUGGGGCAAAAGGAAGCCCUUUAUGAUUGCAGGAACUUUGGGCACCGUUGCUUCUUCGAUGAUCCUCGCAUACGCCCGUGAAAUUAUCCGGCUUAUCGGAGGGCUUGACGCGAAUGCUCAGUAUAUUGGAGGCUACAGGACAGGGACCAUCAUCCUUGCUACAGUCAUGAUGUGGUGUCUGGACUUUUCCAUCAACACCGUACAAGCCGCCAUUCGGGCAUUUAUUGUCGACAACGCCCCCUCUCAUCAACAAGAGUCGGCCAAUGCUUGGGCUUCACGCAUGACAGGCGUUGGUAACGUGUUGGGCUAUAUCUUUGGAUAUUUGAAUUUGCCACGUUAUUUCCGCUUCUUUGGAAACACUCAGUUCAAAGUCCUGGUUGUUCUCGCAUCCAUCGCUCUAAGCUCAACCGUCUUAAUCAGCAUUCUAGCCAUCAAGGAGCGGAAUCCACAACUUGACCCUCCCUCAAAGGCAGAUUACGAAUCGGGUGGAUUGCUAUCCUUCUUCAGGCAAGUCUUCAGUUCCAUCAAGCGACUGCCACCUCAAAUCCGCAAGGUCUGCGAGAUCCAAUUCUUUCACUGGCUAGGCUGGUUUCCUUUCCUCUUCUACAUCACGACUUACAUUGGUCAACUUUAUGUUGACCCCGAUCUGAAGCCUGGCCUUUCGGAUGAUGAAGUGGAUCGGCUUUGGGGCAAAGCCACUCGGGUUGGAACACUUGCGCUCCUUACCUAUGCUAUCGUCUCGUUUGCGUCGAAUAUCAUCCUGCCGUUCUUGGUUGUACCAACAUACAAAUCCAAGACUGCAGACAUUGCCGAAGAUUUUGCGCGACCAAUCACUCCGACAUCCCCUAUCGGCACGAGAUCGCGAGAGUUUCCUUGGAACGAACGUCCUACACUGAGCCGGUCUCAGACGAGCCUGUCAAUCAAUCGGCCAGUCUCUAUUCCUCUCACGAGCAAAUCACCAGGUCAUAGUCCUGGCAUUUUGAGACAAUGGUUGGAUAGAUUGCAAAUUCCGGGGUUAACGUUACGACGAACGUGGCUCAUGUCUCAGCUCCUCUUCACGCUCUGCAUGUGGAGUACUGUAUUCAUAUCCACACCCUUGGCCGCUUCCAUCAUGACAGCCCUGGUUGGCGUGUCCUGGUCACUGACCCUCUGGGCACCGUUUGCGUUGAUCUCGGCCGAGAUUUCGCGACGAGAUGAAACGAGACGGAGGAGGCAACGACAGAGACUCAUGAACGGAGAAGACCUUGACGAGAUCGAUGAUAAGGAAGCAGACGAGGAGGAUCAAGCUGGGAUUAUCCUUGGGCUCCACAACGUGGCCAUCAGCGCUCCACAAAUUUUGGCGACGUUGAUUAGCAGCGCCAUCUUCAAACUGCUUCAAAAGCCGCGAAACGAGCCGGGCGAUGUCAGUGUGGGGUGGACUCUGAGAAUUGGUGGGCUCGGGGCGCUGGCAGCCGCAUUCAUCACUUGGCGAAUGAAAGAACCCGGGAGCGAAGACGAUACAGAUUCCUGAUCUACAGGACAGCAUCAUGUGGUUAUCCUGCAUUGACGGCGGGCAUUGGGUAAACGCAUUCAACGGUUUGAGCUAGGGUGUCUCGUCCAUGAAUCUCAUUUUCUUGAAUACAUCGGCGCGUCCCGGAUAUUCUGCGCUGUCAAUACUAGCACAAGGGUAUAGCAUCCGAGUUUGGGCACACGGAGGAUUGGAGGGUCUGGAGGAUUCUCAGCGGCAUUAUGACCAGAUGUAGGGACGGAAAGGCAAUGUACAGUGUUUAGGUACUUCUGCAAGGGACUUCUUUGGCACAGUCGUCCUGUCUUUUUCACAGAGGACCGUCCUUGGGCUCGAGGCUCCUUCUGGAUGGCGCAAUGCAAGGCUUCAUGUGACGGUGUUUUAGGUGCUCGGCGGCUUUGAGCUGCUCCUCUUUUUAGUUCACUGGAGCUGUAGGUCAAUCGGCAGCAGGAGUGGUCGGAUUAUGUGGCCUGUGUAGAGCGAGGGGUGGCGGGUCGGUCUACCCAUGGUCGGCACAGG
Cladophialophora immunda is the source of this 2714-nucleotide messenger RNA. RefSeq lists its product as uncharacterized. Gene Ontology annotation, cellular component: membrane. The record is from RefSeq and is a predicted model, not a curated record. Gene Ontology annotation, molecular function: sucrose:proton symporter activity. Bases 273 to 2201 code for a protein of 642 amino acids. NCBI's taxonomy places the organism in Eukaryota, Fungi, Ascomycota, Eurotiomycetes, Chaetothyriales, Herpotrichiellaceae. The transcript has 2 exons.